GGGGGGGAAGGGAGCUCCAGCCUCCGCCUCUCUGCGAAAAAGUUCCACCGUACGGUUGUAAAUACGGGAGUUUUGCUACGGACAAAAACAAAAAAAAUGCUUUCUUAAGUGAAAACCCGGUUGUUAUGCGGGAUAGAGCUCACGCUACGCGUUUGUACAAAACAAUUUCGGGGUUUUUGUGGAUUCUUUUGCUCGGUUUAGACAAGGAGAGAGGCGCUUCCGCGGAGGGAUAAAAGAGCAGCAAAAUGGGGAAAAUGACGCUGGUGGCGCUGCUGCUGGUCCUCCUGCCGACAGAGCUGCUGUCCAUUCAGGUGGUGAUUACGGAGACGGAGAGGACGACGAUGCUCUUUUCCUCUGUGAUCCUGCGGUGCGACUACACCACUUCGGCCAACCCUCAGGAGGUCCUGGUCACGUGGAGGUUCAAGUCCUUCUGUAAGGACCCGGUGCUGGAGUUUUACUCUGCAGCGUAUCAGGCAGCUCUGCAACUGGGUCAGAAUCCAGCUGACGACUGCCCAGACAGCCAGCGCACGGUGCGCACGGUGGUCCAAAAGAGAGGCAUCAACGAACCCAUGCUGGGGGCGGAGUACAGAAAUCGCAAAAUUACCAUCCAGAACUUGGCCAACCUGGUCAUAAACGAGGUGAUGUGGUGGGAUAACGGAAUGUAUUACUGCUCCGUCGAUGCUCCUGGGGACACAACCGGGGACUCGGACCGGGAGAUGAAGCUCAUCGUGCUCCACUGGCUCACCGUGCUGCUGAUCAUCAUGGGGGCUCUCCUGCUCAUCAUGCUCCUCUGCAUAUGCUGCUGUCAGUGCUGCCCGCAGAAGUGCUGCUGCUACGUCCGCUGCCCCUGCUGUCCUCAGACCUGCUGCUGUCCAGAGAAAGCUGUGAUGCAACACCGGAUGCUGAAAGAGGCUCAGAAGGCCAUGGCUCCCUGGAUGAACGGUCCGCCUAUUUACGCUCCCAUCAGCACCGCCGCUUCCAGCCAGGGUGUGCCCAUACUGUACUCAGGUUCCUACCAAGACUACCCAGACAAGCAAGACUUUGCCAUGGCUCCCAUGCACCUGCAGCCCCUGGCCCUGCCCCAGCAGCCCCCCCCUCCCCCGCAGCAUCACAUGAACAGCAGCAUGAGAGGCACCAAUCAGGUGCUGGACUACCUGGAAAACCAGGUCAGAGGGAUGGAUGUCGGGGCUCAUCAGAUGCAGAUGGCCCCCCCCGGAGUUCAGUACAUGCCCGCGUCUUAUUCCCACCUGCAGCCCCAGUCCACUCCCCCAGCGGUCCAGUACACUCCAGGGCCCCCCAGCAUGCUGUCGGCGCUGGACGACAUGGGGGUGAGGGGAGAAGAAAGAAGGGUGAUCACUCUGCCCCCGAUCAUCCAGCGGGGCCCCAGCUUCUCCUCACGCCGCCUCCCGGCCGGCGGGGAGGGAGCGAGGGCCGCGCCCCGGGUGUCCAGCCAGUCCAGCGGGAGCACCGGCCGCUCCGCGGGAGGCCUCCCCCGAGACGGCCGCAGGUACCGAGAAAGCCCGCCCCCCCGCCGGGGGAUCUUGCGUGAUUACAGCGAGGACUCGGACUGGGAGCGCAGGCGGGGAAGAGCCCCGCACGGCAGCUCCAGGAACGAGAGGGCGGGCUCCGGCGGGAGGAGGGCAGGAAGCGGCGCCAGGCCGCGCGCCCGCAGCCGCGACCACCUGAUGGAGGAGCUGCACAGCAGGGCAGCCCGCAGGGAGAGGAGCUACUCACCCCCCCAGCGCCGCGGGGGGGCCUGGAGCUCCGAUGAGGAAGACAGCAGGAGGAAAAAAGCAGACAAAGGGAAGAGCUGGCCAGAGAAACCCCCCAGCUACUACUCCAUCGAACCUGAGCGCAGUUUAGGACGCAGGAACUACAACCGACUCUCUGCGGGCUUACCCCAUAGCGGAAGUGAACCUGCCAAUGUCACAGGCUCCUGGAUCAGCUGUCAGGCCAUCCCAGUUGGAGAAAAUCGAUACGAGCGCCGGGCUGUUGGCUACAGAGGUGCAUCCUAUGAAAACAGAAGUCAGGAGAACAGCAGCUAUUCGCAUUUUCCAGGCAGCAUGAGCUCCCUCCCAGGAAGAGCCGCCCUGUCUGUGUGCAGACGCGCGGCCGCGGGCGGGCUGAGGGCCCUGGCCCCCGGCCCCGGUCACCCGGCGGUGGGGGGGCCCCUGCCCGCCGACAGGGCCGCCCGGGGCUGCCACUCCGAUGCCGCCCGCAAGGGCAGCGUGUACACCAAGAAGCGGGGCUACGACAUCACCAGGAAUCCCCAUCUCAACAAGGGAAUGGCUUUCACCCUGGAGGAACGCCUCCAGCUGGGCAUCCACGGCCUGCUGCCCCCCUGCUUCCUCUCCCAGGACGUGCAAGUGCUGCGUGUCAUGAAGAGCUACGAAACGCGCUCCAACCCUCUGGACAAGUACAUCCUGCUCAUGACGCUGCAGGACAGGAACGAGAAGCUCUUCUACCGCGUGCUGACCUCCGACAUCGAGGAGUUCAUGCCCAUCGUGUACACCCCCACCGUGGGGCUGGCCUGCCAGCAGUAUGGCCACGCCUUCAGGAGACCACGAGGGCUGUUCAUCACCAUCCACGACCGAGGGCACAUCGCCACCAUGCUCAACUCCUGGCCCGAAGAGGACAUCAAGGCCAUCGUGGUGACGGACGGGGAGCGCAUCCUGGGACUGGGCGACCUGGGCAGCUACGGGAUGGGCAUCCCCGUGGGGAAGCUGGCGCUGUACACGGCCUGCGGCGGGGUGCGGCCGCAGCAGUGCCUGCCCGUGCUCCUGGACGCGCUGCUGGAUGACCCUUUGUACAUCGGGCUGAAGCACAAAAGAAUCAGGGGGAAGGAGUACGACGAGCUCAUCGACGAGUUCAUGCAGGCGGUGACGGACAAGUACGGGAUGAGCUGCCUCAUCCAGUUUGAGGACUUCGCCAACAGCAACGCGUUCCGCAUCCUGAACAAGUACAGGAAUCGAUACUGCACUUUCAAUGACGACAUCCAAGGCACGGCCUCGGUAGCGGUCGCUGGGAUCUUGGCUUCUCUGAGAAUCACCAAGAACAAACUGUCGGAUCACACGUUUGUCUUCCAGGGGGCGGGCGAGGCUGCUCUGGGGAUCGCCCACCUUCUGAUCAUGGCCAUGGCCAAGGAGGGGCUGAGCAGGGAGCAGGCUGCCAAGAGGAUCUGGAUGGUGGAUUCAAAAGGCCUCAUUGUGAAGGGGAGAAGCCACCUGAACCACGAGAAGCAGGAGUUUGCUCACGAACACCCACACCUGAAGACACUGGAGGAGGCGGUGCAGACCAUUAAACCCACCGCCAUCAUCGGCGUGGCCGCGAUUGGUGGAGCCUUCACCGAGAAGAUCAUCAAAGACAUGGCGUCUUUCAACGAGAGGCCCAUCAUCUUCGCCCUCAGCAAUCCCACCAGCAAGGCCGAGUGCACGGCGGAGCAAUGCUACACGCUCACAGAGGGAAGGGGCGUCUUUGCCAGCGGGAGUCCGUUCAGCAAGGUGACGCUGGCCGAUGGCCGCACCUUCUACCCCGGCCAGGGGAACAACGCCUACGUCUUCCCCGGGGUGGCUCUGGGCGUCAUAGCCUGCGGGGUGCGCCACGUGUCCGAAGACAUCUUCCUCACCACCGCAGAGGCCAUAGCCGACAUGGUGACGGAGGAGCACCUGGCCGAAGGAAGACUCUAUCCUCCUCUAAACACCAUAAGGGAGGUGUCUUUCAAGAUUGCGGUGAAGAUUAUCAACCAUGCCUACAAGCACAACAUCGCGUCAGUGUACCCCGAGCCCAAAGACAAGGAGUCCUUCGUGCUGUCUCACAUCUACAGCCCCGAUUACGACUCCUUCACUCUGGACACGUACAGCUGGCCGCAGGACGCCAUGAAUGUCCAGGACGUGUGACAUCUCCCCCGGCUACCGCUCGGGACAUUCUGCAGAUGAUUUUUGUUUCCUUUUUUGGGGUUCUUUUCAGUUUUUCAUACAUGCCAGUGAACAUCAGUCAUUUUAAAUUCAAUCGUGUUUCUGUUCCCUCUUACAUGCUGUGUUUUUGUUUGAGUUUCAGGGGAUUGUUUUUACAACCCAGCAGCAUAUCAGAUAUCAUGGACAUACAGCUUAGAUUACUUAGAUUAUCCCCCUUUGCUAAAAAGUUGUGGUUAUUCAGACUAUGGUUAGUGUACUGAUUUCACAUUUUGAGACAAAAGAAACUGAAGACUCAUUUGAGCUCUUAAUCUGUACUCUCUGUGCCUCUAUCCACUCCACUCUACAAGCUACAAGCUGAAACACCUGUCCGUCAUACCCGACACAUCUGUAUCUUCUUUAUAUUUUACACUCCAGUCCACGUGUGCACGUGCUGUCAUUUAACCUCCGCUCUGGAUCCACUUCUGUUCCCAAAUCUGGCUCUCUGUCGUGAAAACGCUGCUUUCUUCGAUGUGUUUAGAGAAGGUUUUCCUAGAUCUUUGGAAGUGAGCAUCCAGAUGUUGUGCACACAGUGGUGUUUCUUGCUUGUAGGUUUGUACAGAGCUGCGUUUGUUGUGUUUUGUUUUUUUUGCUAAAGUUUCUGCUGAACUGUAUCUUAUAUAUUUCACUCCGAGAGAACACGAUGCUCUGCAGGCUUUAGCACUGAGAGAUAUGCCUGAAGUUUUCAAAGGGAACAUGUUACUUUUUAAAUAAAACUCUUUAAAAAAAACAAAAAA
Molecule: messenger RNA, 4687 nt
Organism: Menidia menidia (Atlantic silverside)
Lineage: Eukaryota; Metazoa; Chordata; Actinopteri; Atheriniformes; Atherinopsidae
Source: the annotation of a GenBank genome assembly